This is a messenger RNA of Salarias fasciatus (jewelled blenny), 10603 nucleotides long. RefSeq names its product CUB and sushi domain-containing protein 1-like. The transcript is spliced from 73 exons. Bases 42 to 10415 code for a protein of 3457 amino acids. The record is from RefSeq and is a predicted model, not a curated record. Lineage: Eukaryota; Metazoa; Chordata; Actinopteri; Blenniiformes; Blenniidae.
CACAGACUUUGCUGUGAGUGCACAGGGCUUCAAAGCUGUAUAUGAAGUCCUUCCGAGCCAUACGUGCGGCACCCCCGGCCUCAUCCCAAAUGGAGUCAUCCAUGGCUCUCGGUACAACAUGGGGGAUAAAAUUCGAUAUAGCUGUGAGUCCGGGUUUCGUGCUGGAAGGACACAGCAUCCUCACAUGUAUUGUAUCACCUGGCAGUGGCGCACAGUGGGACUUCCCAUCACCAUUUUGUAGAGCCGAGGGAGCAUGCGGAGGCACAUUACGAGGCACGGCAGGCUCAAUAACCAGCCCCGGAUACCCUGCGGAGUACGACAACAACCUGGACUGUACAUGGUCGAUCCUGGCUGAACCCGGGGACACCAUCGCUCUCGUCUUUAAUGACUUCUUGUUAGAGGACAAGUAUGACUUCCUAGAAAUCAGCGGGACGGAAGCACCGAGCAUAUGGCUGACUGGAACAACGCUGCCUUCACCGGUCAUCUCAAAUAAGAACUGGCUUCGAAUACAUUUUACCUCAGACAGCAACCACAGAAGAAAAGGAUUCAGUGCUCAAUACCAAGUGAAGAAAGCUAUAGAGCUGAAGUCUAGAGGGGUGAAGAUGAUGCCCAGCAAGGACUCCAGCCACAAAAAUGCCGUCUUGAGUCAGAGCGGUCUCGCUGGUGACGUUUGUCCGGAUCCCGGAGUUCCUGAAAAUGGCAAGAGGAUGGGCUCUGCUUUUCAGAUCGGCUCCAGUGUCCAGUUCAGCUGUGAUGACAGUUAUGUACUACAAGGGUCCAAAAGUAUCACCUGCCAGCGAGUCACCGACACCCUGGCUGCUUGGAGUGACCACAGACCCAUCUGCAGAACUCGUACCUGUGGCAGUAAUCUAAGGGGGCCCAGAGGGGUCAUAACUUCUCCUAAUUACCCUGUUCAAUAUGAGAACAAUGCACACUGUGUGUGGGUCAUCGCCGCAAUGGACUCUGGGAAGGUAAUAAAACUAUCAUUUGAAGAGUUUGAUCUGGAAAGAGGAUACGACACGCUAACUGUGGGAGACGGAGGGAAGAUUGGAGACACUCGCAGAGUUCUCUAUGUUCUGACUGGCUCCAGUGUCCCGGACCUCAUCGUCAGUUUGUCUAAUCAGAUGUGGCUACACCUGCAGUCAGACGACACGAUCGGCUCCGCAGGGUUCAAGGCAGUGUAUGAAGAGAUCGAACGGGGAGGCUGCGGCGAUCCCGGGGUGCCGGCAUUCGGCCGUCGUAGCGGCGAUCGCUUUCAGCACGGCGACGUGUUGACCUUCUUUUGCCAGUCGGCCUUUGAACUUGUGGGAGAAAGAACAAUCACAUGUCAGCACAACAACCAGUGGUCUGGCAAUAAACCCAGCUGCGUCUUCUCAUGUUUCUUCAACUUCACCGCUCCGUCUGGGACUGUUUUAUCGCCAAACUACCCGGAGGAGUACGGAAACAACCUGAACUGUGUCUGGCUGAUUAUCUCUGAACCGGGAAGCCGCAUUCAUCUGCUCUUCUCUGACUUUGACCUGGAGCCACAGUUUGACUGGUUGGUGGUCAAAGAUGAAGGUCUGUCUGAACCAACAACAUUUGGGACUUUCUCUGGAAAAGACGUGCCAGCGCAGAUCGCGUCCAACGGACACAUCAUGAGACUGGAGUUUCAGUCUGAUCAUUCAAAUACUGGGAAAGGCUUCAACAUCAGCUACACCACGUUUGGUCAGAAUGAAUGUCAUGACCCGGGAGUCCCUGUCAAUGGUCAGAGGUACGGGGACCAGUUUCAGCUUGGCAGCUCCGUGGCUUUUCGCUGCGAUCAGGGAUUCAUCAGGACGCAGGGGUCAGAUCAGGUCACUUGCAUCAUCCAGGAUGGAAAUGUCGUUUGGUCUGCUGCCGUUCCUCGCUGUGAAGCUCCCUGCGGUGGCCAUCUCACGGCUCCGACGGGAGUUCUGCUGUCUCCUGGUUGGCCCUCCUUCUACAAAGACUCCCUGAGCUGCCAGUGGGUGAUCGAAGCACAAACAGAUCACGCUGUAAAGAUACACUUUGACAAAUUCCAGACGGAGGUCAAUUAUGACACACUGGAGAUCAGGGAUGGCCCCUCAGCAUCGUCCCCCCUCAUCGGAGAAUACCACGGCACCCAAGCACCUCAUUUCCUGAUUUCCACCUCCCACUUCCUGUUCCUGUUAUUCACCACAGACAACAGCCGCUCCGCGGCGGGCUUCAGCAUCAGAUAUGAAAGUGUUAAAAUGGAGUCGGACUCAUGUCUGGAUCCUGGUAUCCCAGUUAAUGGUCGUCGCCAUGGCAGCCUCUUUUCCAUUGGCUCUCGAGUCUCAUUUACAUGUGACCCAGGAUACACGCUCAGCGACCAGGAGCCAAUUGUUUGCGAGCAGAAUCACCAGUGGAGUCACGCUCUUCCCAGUUGCGAUGCUCUUUGUGGAGGAUAUGUUUAUGGCAAAACUGGAACUAUUCUGUCUCCUGGCUUUCCUGACUUUUACCCCAACUCUCUAAACUGCACCUGGACGAUAGAAGUCUCUCAUGGGAAAGGAGUCCAUCUGGUUUUCCACACCUUCCAUCUUGAGGAGAACCAUGACUACCUGUCCAUCACUGAAGAUGCUAAUUUCCUGGUCCCAGUCGCUCGACUCACUGGCUCAGUGCUGCCCCCCAGUGUUAAAGCUGGACUCUUCGGAAACUUCAGCGCUCAGCUGCGGUUUAUAUCAGAUUUUUCCAUGAGUUAUGAAGGAUUUAACAUCACAUUCUCAGAAUAUGACCUGGAGCCAUGUGAAGACCCCGGCGUACCAGCGUUCAGCCGAAGGAUGGGGUUUCGAUUCAGUGUCGGCGACUCGCUGGCCUUCUCCUGUUUCCACGGCUACCGACUUGAGGGGGACAGCAAAAUCACAUGUCUGGGAGGAGGCAGGCGAGUCUGGAGCAACACGCUACCACGAUGCAUAGCUGAGUGUGGAGCCUCCUCACUGGGGCCAGAAGGCGUUCUCCUUUCUCCGAACUUCCCUUCCAACUACGAUAACAACCAUGAGUGCAUCUACCGCAUCACCACUGAAAAGGGCAAAGGAAUCAGACUGAAAGCCGAGAACUUUUCUCUGCAAGAUGGAGACUAUCUCAAGAUGUAUGACGGGGAGAACAUUUCAUCUCGUCUCCUUGGCAACUUUACACGUGAGGGCAUGAUGGGUCAUGUCAUCAAUAGUACGUCCAAUCACCUGUGGCUGGAGUUCAACAGCAACGCCUCAGGAACCAGUCAAGGUUUUCGCCUUACAUACACAAGUUUCGACCUGGUGCGCUGCGAGGAACCGGGGAUCCCGAGCUACGGCUAUAAGAUCCAGGAUGACGGUCAUUACGCCAACACUUUCGUCCUGUACUCGUGCAACCCCGGGUACAGUCUCCACGGCAGCAGCACGCUGACCUGCCUCAGCGGGGACAGACGUGUCUGGGACAAGCCACUUCCAUCCUGUAUCGCGGAGUGUGGAGGUCACAUCACUGGAGCGGUGUCAGGACGGAUUCUCUCCCCAGGAUACCCCGCUCCGUAUGACAACAACCUUCACUGCUCCUGGACUAUAGAGGCUGAUACAGGGAAGACAAUCAGCCUGCACUUCAUCGUCUUUGACACUGAGGUUGGUCACGACAUCCUGAGAGUGUGGGACGGACCGUCCGGGCCGUCGGAUGGUGGGAUCCUCCUGAAAGAGUGGUCCGGCCCUGCCUUACCUGAAGAUAUCCAUUCGACCUUCAACAUCCUCACCCUGCAGUUUGACUCCGAUUAUUUCAUCAGCAAGCAAGGCUUUUCUAUACAGUUUUCAACUACAACAGCGACCACCUGCAAUGACCCGGGGAUUCCUGUGAACGGUUCUCGUUACGGCGACAGCAAGGAGCCGGGCGACAGCAUGACGUUCCAGUGUGAUCCGGGCUACCAGCUGCAAGGCCAAGACACCAUCACAUGUGUGCGAAUGGAUAACAGAUUCUACUGGCAGCCCGACCCUCCCACCUGUAUAGCGACCUGUGGGGGGAAUGUCAGCGGCCCUUCUGGAGUGAUACUCUCUCCUAACUACCCUCAGCCUUACCCUCCGGGGAAAGAGUGUGACUGGAGAAUCAGAGUCAACCCUGACUUUGUAAUCGCUCUACUAUUUAAAAGUUUCAACAUGGAGCCGAGUUAUGACUUUCUGCACAUCUAUGAGGGCGAAGACUCUAAUGGACCACUACUAGCAAGUCUCCAAGGCACCCAGGCCCCAGAGCGCAUCGAGAGCAGUGGUAACAGUCUCUUCCUGGCAUUCAGAUCUGACGCCUCGCUGGGCAUGUCAGGGUUCGCCAUCGAAUAUCGAGAAAAACCGAGAGAGGCCUGCUUCGACCCUGGUAACAUUAUGAACGCCAGUCGCGCCGGCUACGACUACAAACUGGGAUCUCAGGUCUCCUACAGCUGUCACCAUGGCUACACGACAGUGGGCGGAGACACCAUCACCUGUGUCAUGGGUCACGACGGGAAACCGGUGUGGGACAAACCGCUGCCAUCAUGCAAAGCUCCUUGCGGAGGACAGUAUGGCGGAUCUGAAGGCGUCGUCUUAUCUCCUAACUACCCUUUAAAUUACACGACCAGACAGACAUGCUCCUAUUACAUCACAGUGUCGCCACAGUUUGUGGUUUUUGGUCAAUUCGCUGUUUUCCAAACAGCAAUGAAUGAUUCAGUUGAGCUUUUUGAUGGAGCCAAUGACAAUGCUCGACUGCUCAGCUCCCUGGCUGGGUCACAUUCAGGUGAGACAUUGCCACUUGCAACUUCCAAUCAAAUUAUGCUUCGGUUCAAUGCUAAAAGUGGCCAGUCUGCACGAGGCUUUCAUUUCGUUUAUCAAGCUGUGCCACGGACCAGUGACAGUCAGUGCAGCUCCGUGCCAGAGCCGCGGUACGGCCGGCGGAUUGGUUCAGAGUUCUCAGCGGGUUCGGUGGUGCGAUUCGAGUGCAGUCCAGGCUAUCUGCUAAAAGGGUCCAGUGCAAUUCGCUGCCAGGCAGUCCCAGGUGCCCUCGCACAGUGGAAUUCAACAACACCAACAUGUGUAGUUCCCUGCAGUGGCAAUUUGACUGAGCGUCGCGGUACAAUCCUCUCCCCUGGCUACCCUGAACCCUACCCAAACAGUCUCAACUGUCUGUGGAGGAUUCACGUGAGUGAGGGAGCUGGAAUACAGAUCCAAGUGAUGACAUUCGCCACGGAGCAUAACUGGGACUCUCUGGAGAUCUACGAUGGAGGAGACAUGACAGCUCCAAAAUUAGGGUCAUUUUCUGGAACAACAGCUCCUGCCCUCCUUAAUUCGACAUCCAAUCAGCUCCUGCUUCACUUCCAGAGUGACAUCAGUGUGGUGGCUGCAGGUUUCCAUCUGGAAUAUAAGACGGUUGGUCUGACCACGUGUCCAGAGCCGAUGAUACCAGCCAAUGGGAUUAAAGCAGGAGACAGAUAUAUGGUUAAUGAGGUGGUGGCUUUCAGCUGUGAACCUGGGUACACACUGCAGGGUCACUCUCACAUUUCCUGCAUGCCCGGUACUGUACGGCGGUGGAACUACCCUCCUCCUCUUUGCAUAGCUCGAUGUGGCGGGAUUCUCUCCGAGAUGAGCGGUGUCAUCCUUAGCCCAGGUUUCCCUGGCAACUACCCGGGCAAUCUGGACUGCACCUGGCAAAUCAACCUGCCAACUGGAUAUGGAGCUCAUGUUCAAUUCCAAAACUUCUCUUCAGAAGACAACCAUGAUUUCCUGGAGGUUCGAGCCGGGCCUCAGCACAGCUCUGCACUUAUCGGCCAGUUUACCGGCUCGCAGAUCCCUCCACCUCUGCUGAGCACCACCCACCUCACCAUCAUCCAUUUCUACAGUGACCACUCAGAGAACAGGCCCGGGUUCAAACUCACUUAUCAGGCCUAUCAACUUCAAAACUGCCAGGAUCCGUCUCCUUUUCCCAACGGGGACAUCAUCAACACUGACUACAGCGCAGGGCAGUCCAUCACGUUUCAGUGCUACCCUGGUUAUGUUUUGAUCGGACACACAGUUCUAACAUGCCUGCACGGAACCAACCGGAAGUGGAACCACCCCUUUCCUCGCUGUGAGGCUCCUUGCGGUUAUAAUGUCACUGCGGAAAACGGGACCAUCUAUUCACCUCAGUACCCCAGUGAAUAUCCCAACUCCCAAGACUGCAGCUGGCUCAUCACUGUUCCCCAUGGACACGGAGUUUAUAUCAACUUUACCUUAUUGCAGACAGAGCCUGUCACUGAUUACAUCGCUGUCUGGGACGGCUCAGAUACAGCGAGCCCUCAGCUGGGAGUCUUCAGUGGCAACACGGCGCUGGAGUCGGCCUACAGCUCCAGCCCAAAGGUCCUGAUUCGCUUUCACUCCGACUUCUCCACUGGAGGCUUCUUCAUCCUCAAUUUCCACGCCUACCGUCUGAAGAAAUGCUCCACUCCUCCUGUUGUGGACAAUGCAGAGGUGAUCUAUGAGGAUGAAGACUUCCAAAUAGGUGACAUUGUGAAGUAUCGCUGUUUACCUGGAUACACUCUGGUCGGAAAGGCGGAGCUGAUGUGCAGACUCAAUUCCCACCUGCUUUUUGAAAGUCCACCACCAUCAUGUCAAGCCCAGUGCCCGGCCAAUGAGGAGCGGUUUUCCUCCUCAGGAGUCAUACUGAGCCCCGGCUUUCCCAGCAACUACCCAAACAGCCAGACGUGCUCCUGGCUGCUGCGGAUGGUUCAAGGUUACAUCAUUAAUAUCUAUGUGGAGAUGUUCCACAGUGAGAAGCAAUUUGACGAACUGGAAAUCUUCGAUGGAUCUUCCGGACAGAGCCCUUUACUUGUUGCUCUCAGUGGUAACCACUCCUCCCAGCUGAACUUCACCUCAAAAACAAACCAGCUGUAUCUACGAUGGUCCACGGACCAUGCAACCAACAAGAGAGGAUUCAAAAUACGAUAUUCAGCUGCUUACUGCAGCAUUAACGAUCCUCCCCUGAACGGCGGUGUGGUCAACCGGACUAAACUCCGUCCAGGCAGCAGACUUCAGUACUUCUGUAAUCGUGGCUACCGAUUGGUCGGCUCGAGCAACGCCACUUGCAGGCUCGACUCCAACGGGCUUUACCAGUGGGACACGCCGUCACCGUUCUGCCAAGCUGUCUCCUGUGGAAUACCUCAGUCACCAGGCAACGGCAGUUUCCAUGCUUACCAGUAUACAGUCGGAAGCCAAGUCACCUAUCAGUGUAACCAUGGUUACCACCUUGACCCGGGCGUCCCGAUGACAGCCGUGUGUUUGGAGGAUGGCAGCUGGAGUAACGCCGCCUCCGUCCCCAGAUGUCUACCGAUCCACUGCCCCAGCCUUGAAGGCAUCCUGUUGGAUCACAUGACCUACCGGUUGCUCUCUGGUCGACUGGGAGAAUUUAGUUCAAUGGUGAUGCUUGAAUGCUCGACGGGCUAUUAUUUAGGCGUGGGACAUCGAACUCUCCGCUGCCUUGCCAACGGGACCUGGGAGGGAUCGGAUGACCCAGCUGCUUGUAAGAUCAUCUCCUGCGGCGAGCUUCCCUCUCCACCCUUUGGCACCAAACUGGGGACACUGACAACAUUCGGAGCAACUGCAAUCUUCAUGUGUAACCAUGGUUACACCCUGGUGGGGUCACAUGUCAGGGAGUGUGGCGCUAACGGGCUGUGGAGCGGCGCAGAAACCAGGUGUCUAGCUGGCCACUGUGACUCCCCGGAUCCCAUCGUCAACGGUCACAUUAGUGGAGAUGGCUCCAGUUACCGUGACACUGUGGUGUACCAGUGCAUGCUGGGAUAUCGCUUAAUUGGGACGUCCGUCAGAAUCUGCCAGCAAGACCAUCGCUGGUCUGGAACAACACCUGUCUGCGUCCCGAUUACUUGCGGUCACCCAGGCAACCCAGCCAAUGGGCGGACCAACGGGAGCGAGUUCAACCUCAACGAUGUAGUCAACUUCACAUGUAACAGGGGUUACAUCCUCAGUGGGAAUGCCCGCGCUCAGUGCCGACUCAAUGGCCAGUGGAGCAGCCCGCUACCCGUGUGCAAAGUGGUGAACUGUUCCGACCCCGGCCAUGUGGAGAACGGUGUUCGCCAGUCCGGCCUGCAUUACCCAGAAGUCUUCAGCUACGGCGUAACUGUGGCCAUCCACUGCAAACGAGGCUUCUACCUUCUGGGAUCCGCGCUGCUCACAUGCCAGCAUGAUGGAGUGUGGGACCGACCAACCCCUCGGUGUCUAGCGACUUCCUGCGGUGACCCCGGUGUCCCCCCUAAUGCGGUCGUGUCUGGAACCCACAGCUGGACGUACGGUUCCGUGCUGCAGUACUCCUGUCUGCCCGGUGGGUUGCUGGUCGGCAACGCUACUCGCCACUGUCAGGAGGAUGGGUCGUGGAGUGGAGCCCCACCGUACUGCACGGGUGUGAGUGCUGGAAUCUGCGGAGACCCGGGAAUCCCACCCCAUGGUGCCCGCCUGGGAGGGGAGGAGUUCAAAACCAAGAGCCUCCUGCGUUUUAGCUGCGAGGCGGGGUAUAAUCUGAUGGGCUCAGCUGAGAGGACCUGCCUUCACAACGGCACCUGGAGCGGCACGCAGCCCGUCUGUCAGGCGGUAUCGUGCGGUAACCCUGGCACCCCGGCUCACGGCAGAAUCGUCUUCAGCGAUGGCAUCACCUUUGGCAGCUCAGUGGCCUAUGCAUGCUGGGAAGGCUUCAAAACAUCAGGCCUGACCACCAGACACUGCACGACUAAUGGGACGUGGACUGGACAACCGCCUGACUGUACAGUGAUCAGCUGUGGCGACCCCGGGCCAGUCGCAAAUGGGAUCUAUCUGGGAAACGAGUUUAAUUUCAACCACACAGUGACCUACCGCUGUAACCCAGGUCACCUAAUGGACCCACCUGGACGCAGCGUCCUGCGCUGCACCAAAGAAGGAACCUGGAACCAAACCAAGCCCAGCUGUAAAGUGAUUCAGUGUGGAUCUCCUCCUCAAGUGCAUUAUGGGAAAGUUGAAGGGACCGACCACUCGUGGGGCUCCAGUGUCAGCUACAGCUGUUUCCAUGGUUAUCAGCUGUCUACUCCAGCCGUGUUAACCUGCGAGGGGAACGGGACUUGGACAGGAGAUGUACCGCAGUGUCUGCCGGUCCUGUGUGGAGAUCCUGGCUCUCCUGGAGGAGGAUUCAGAGAAGGAAACAUCUUCUCAUACCGGUCAGAGGUCAGGUUCUAUUGCCACUCCCCGUACCUGCUGGUGGGCUCAGCCUCCAGAGCCUGUCAGGCUGAUGGGAUCUGGAGUGGACAACAACCAGCCUGCAUAGACCCUGCCUUUAACAGCUGCCGUGAUCCAGGAACUCCAGCUUAUGGGAUCCCAGUCAUGGCUCAGGGCUUUCAGGUUGGGAGUAAGAUCUCCUUCAAGUGCCGCAAAAACUACCACAUCCUCGGUUCCACAACAAGAACGUGCCUCGAAAACCUAACCUGGAGUGGAACCCAACCCGAGUGCAUAGCUCAUUCGUGCAGACAGCCGGAGACUCCCAGUAAUGUAGAUGUACGAUCUAUGGACCUGCCCACUCUGGGAUAUACAUUGAUUUACACCUGUCAGGACGGUUUCUAUCUGGCUGGAGGAUCGGAGCACAGAACCUGUAAAAGUGAUGGAAGAUGGUCAGGAAAACCACCUCUCUGUAAAGUCGGAGUGAAAGUCAAUCCCAAAGGCAGAGGAGAGUCAGACGUCCAGAAGAACAAGAUUCGUGUUCCAGUGGACGUCUUCUCUCCUAACUCUGAGUGGAGCGGCUUCUACGAGUAUCUAGGAAAGACACAGGCCACCACUUUUACGGUUACAGGCUUCAACGCUACGAGCAGCCGAGUUAACGUCACGUUACUGGAGACCAGUGGAGUGUCAAUCAGACUGUCAGGCACAUAUAAGUCUGAAGAAAACCAGCUGCUGUUGAAGGUCUACCAGGUGAAAGGGCCAACUGAGCACUACUACAGCAAGUUCAAAAAUGAUAACUGGGCCAUGGAUGGAUAUGUCACUGCAGAAUCAGACCAGAAGACAUUUGUCUACCAGGGACACAUUCACAGUAAAGACUUCGGCAAGUUCCACCUAACCAGACAAGGCCUCGUGACCACGGCGCCGGACUCAUCAAACCCCUACACCAACAGCAGCUCGGUGGCGGCGGCCAUCUUGGUUCCUUUCUUCGCCCUCAUCCUCUCUGGAUUUGCCUUCUACCUCUACAAGCACAGGACGUUGUCUGCUGACACAGAUGACAAUGAGAGACCAAAAGACACCUGGGGGCCUGGCGGCAGGACUCGCCCAAAGGUCCAGUUCAAUGGCUAUGUUGGCCACGAGAGCUCCAAUGGUCAGGCGUCCUUUGAGAAUCCAAUGUAUGACACAAACAUGAAGCCCACGGAGGCAAAGGCAGUACGAUUUGAUACCACACUCAAUACAGUCUGCACCGUGGUAUAAUCCAGCAUACCUGCCACUUCUUAUCCGGUGGUUCAGUCCAUCCUCCCCGCUGCCGUCCGCAGCGUGGCUCAACCAAACAUAUAAAAGGAAGAACACACUUAGGAUUUGGACUUGUUACCAUGAGCACUCUAUGCGUAGAAUGCCGGCCCUCCCCGUCAGCAAAAUCUACGCAGGAAUGUAGCCUGGCU